Messenger RNA from Dovyalis caffra, 1029 nucleotides. The record is from the annotation of a GenBank genome assembly. NCBI's taxonomy places the organism in Eukaryota, Viridiplantae, Streptophyta, Magnoliopsida, Malpighiales, Salicaceae.
AUGAAUCGUCGGGGCCGAGCGAUCAAGGAGGAGCAUACAGGAGGGAGUUCAAGUAGACACUCAUCAGGCAUGGCAUCUACAGCUAUUCCACAACCAAUGGAGGGACUCCAUGACCCAGGUCCUCCUCCAUUUCUCACCAAAACUUAUGAUAUAAUAGAAGAUUCAAGCACAAACCAUAUUAUUUCUUGGAGUAGAGGUAACAACAGCUUUGUUGUUUGGGAUCCCCAAGCCUUGUCCUUGAGUCUCCUCCCUAGAUACUUCAAGCACAACAAUUUCUCAAGCUUUGUUAGGCAGCUUAACACAUAUGGGUUUAGAAAGGUUGAUCCAGAUAGAUGGGAGUUUGCUAAUGAAGGGUUUCUCAGAGGGCAAAAACAUCUUCUCAGGAAUAUUAGGAGGAGAAAAGCUCCUCAAACUCAGACUUCUCAGGAAGCUUUAGAGGCUUGUGUUGAAGUGGGAACAUUUGGACUAGAUGGGGAAGUUGAUCGAUUAAGGCGAGACAAACAAGUACUAAUGGUGGAACUAGUGAAGCUUAGACAGCAGCAACAGACUACUAAAGCUUGCCUUCAACUUAUGGAACAAAGAAUUAAAAGGACUGAGAACAAACAGCAACAGAUGAUGAGUUUCUUGGCUAGAGCAAUGCAAAAUCCGAACUUUAUGCAGCAACUAGUCCAACAAAAGGACAUGAGGAAAGAACUUGAAGAGGAGAUUAGUAAAAGAGAAGGCGACCGAUUGAUCAAGGGCGUAGAGUUUGGUGAUCUUUCUGAGUUUGAAGUUCCAGAAUUUCACAAUCUGGCUGUGAACAUGCAAGGACUAAGCGAAAACCAACUGAUCAACUUGGAGGAGGAAUAUAUUGAGAAAGGAGAAGAAUAUGGAAAUGAAGGAAAAGACAUUGAUGAGGGUUUCUGGGAAGAUUUAUUGAAUGAGGAUAUUGACGAAGAAAUAGCAAUAUUGGGAGGUGAAGGUGAAGAUGAGGAAGAUGUAAAUGUGUUGGUUGAGCAGCUUGGUUACUUGGGUUCUUGUCCAAAGUAG